AUGGCUUCUGAUCUCGACCAGCUCAUUGAGAUGGGCUUCGACAAGGAAAGAGCACAACUAGCAGUUUCAAAGACAGGUGGCCGUAAGCUAUUCUUUGACCAGCUUUCUCCUCCGUCUUUCGCUCUAACGACCAGUACAGUGCAGGGGGCGCUAGAAUGGCUCGAGGAAAAUCAAGAUAAAUCGCUGGAGGAAAUUCAGGCAGCACAAUUACAACAGGGAGAGGAUGAAGAUCCACCGGCUUUGAAGCCCGGCGAGGAGGCUCGCAGCUUGGUCUGCAACGACUGUGGGAAGAAGUUCCGAAGCCAGGCGCAGGCCGAGUUCCACGCUUCCAAAUCGCAGCACGUGGACUUCUCAGAGUCCACCGAGGAAAUCGCACCCUUGAAUGAAGAGCAGAAGAAGGAGCGACUAGCAGAGCUUAGAGAGAGACUGGCAGCAAAGCGAGCAGUGCAGUCCGAGCAGGACAAGGUCGACCAGAAGCGAAACGAGGAAAUUCGUCGCAAGAGCACCAAGGAGAGCCAGGACGCAAAGGAGGAGCUACAGCGGAAGCAAAUGUUGAAAGAGGCAGCCCAGAAGAAGAAAGAGAAGCAAGAUGAAAUCGACGCACGCAAGCGCAUCAAGGCUAAGAUUGAAGCAGAUAAGGAGGAGCGACGUCGAAAGGCAGAGCGUGAACGAGCUGACCGCGCUGGAGUGGCCGCUCCGCCCGAGCCCACGCCAGCAGCAGCGCCGACCACUUCUGGACCCGUAGCGUCUAAGCCUGCGUCUGCUUAUACCGAGACGCGUUUGCGUUUCCAGACUCCCAAAGGCAACAUUAUGAAGACGCUUCCUGUCACUACGACCUUGUUUGAAGUGGCCGCGACUCUGAAGCAAGAGGAUGGCGUCGAAGUACAGAGCUUCAUCCAAAACUUCCCAAGAAAGGUGUUUGAUGCCGAGUCAUUCGGGGAGACUUUGAAGGAACUGGGCCUCGUACCUAGUGCGAGCCUUGGUAUUAACUAA
This is a messenger RNA of Penicillium macrosclerotiorum, 993 nucleotides long. Its product is annotated as UBX domain protein. The transcript is spliced from 2 exons. The coding region runs from base 1 to 993 and encodes 330 amino acids. The record is from RefSeq and is a predicted model, not a curated record. Gene Ontology annotation, molecular function: protein binding. Lineage: Eukaryota; Fungi; Ascomycota; Eurotiomycetes; Eurotiales; Aspergillaceae.